AUGAAGUUAACAAGCGAAGCAAAGACUCGAUUUGAAGCAGAGGAUUUAAUGGAUCGGGGCCGCGCUCUCAUCGAAGAGAGUGUCAAUUUUGGAGUCACACACAUGCGAGCCUUUGUCGAAGUCGAUCUUGGAGUCAAAUACAAGUGCCUAGAGGCUGGCUUGGCUCUCAAAGAAUUGUUCCGCGACCGUUGCUACAUUCAAAUCUGCGUUUUUGCUCAGGAUCCAAUCUUCAGCUACCCGGACAAGGGAAGAGCCAUGAUGAGACUACUCGACGGUGCUGCGAGUAUGCCUGGCGUUGAGGUAUUUGGCAGUACUCCCUACGUCGAAAAAGAUGGCAACCAGGAGAAACAGAUCAAGAAUAUGGAGUUUAGUAUAAAGACGGCCAAACGCUAUAAAUUGCACUUGGAUUUUCACAUCGACUACAAUUUGGAUCCAGCCAAGCAAAGUAUGGUCACGGAGGCUUUGAAACUCCUCCAUGCCAUGAAUUGGCCAUCAAACUGGAACAAUUUUGAAUAUCGAACCAUCAUCUUUGGUCAUUGUACUCGGCUCACCCUGUUUGAUAAUAGCGAGUGGUUGAACCUCUGCGAGAAAGUCCAAGGAUUGCCAGUUUCCUUCGUUGGCCUACCUACUUCAGAUCUGUUUAUGAUGGGCAGACCGAAAGAGGAAGAGGGAGGAGGUCACAGGGUUCGAGGCACACUCCAGGUUCUCCAGAUGAUUAAGAAGUAUGGGCUGAACGCUGCUAUGGGCAUUAACAAUGUUGGCAAUGCCUUCACACCCCAAGGCAGCUGUGACCCUCUCAGCUUGGCAAGCCUCGCUGUUGGUGUAUAUCAGGCUGGGACCAAGGCAGACGCAGAGCUGUUGCUACAUGUCAACGUGUUCGGACUCGGCAUGCUCGCCCAUGCUUUGAGUGCUCUCUUGGUAUUUUCAUUUGGCUUCAGACCAUUCGUUAACUUCUACGGCUGCACAUUUAUCCUCUACGAGCUCUCCUCCCCAUUCCUGAACUUCCACUGGUUCUUCGACAAACUCGACAUGACCGGCUCGAAACCUCAACUCUAUAAUGGACUUAUGCUGCUCUUUACUUUCUUCUGCUGUCGUCUUGUUUGGGGAACAUAUCAAUCUGUCCGUGUGUACCAAGACGUCUGGCGUGCGCUCCACCACAGACCCGCUGCUGCAACCAUCCAUUUUGAUGCGCUGAACAAUGCUACCUCCGCAGCACUCGAUGCAGCAACCGGAAAAAGUGCAGCGCCAAUACACGACGGGAUCAUGCAAUUUGCAGGCGAAGAGUUUGUCCCGCUGUGGCUCGCAUUUACAUACUUGGGCAGCAAUGUUGUGCUGAAUACAUUGAACUUCUACUGGUUUGGCAAGAUGAUAGAUGCGGUUCGAAAGAGAUUCCAACCGCCAAAAGAACAGAGAAGGAAAGAAAAGGCCAUUGCAGCCAAGACGACGGGCGCAGACGGCAAAGUCAGAAUCGGUGUGGACGAGACUGAGGUUCGCAGACGAAAGGUGGUAGAGGAAGAAGGCAUCUCCGCCAUUUCAUAA
Messenger RNA from Hyaloscypha bicolor E, 1539 nucleotides. RefSeq names its product Metallo-dependent hydrolase. Bases 1 to 1539 code for a protein of 512 amino acids. The transcript is spliced from 4 exons. Gene Ontology annotation, cellular component: membrane. Gene Ontology annotation, molecular function: hydrolase activity, acting on carbon-nitrogen (but not peptide) bonds, in cyclic amidines. NCBI's taxonomy places the organism in Eukaryota, Fungi, Ascomycota, Leotiomycetes, Helotiales, Hyaloscyphaceae. The record is from RefSeq and is a predicted model, not a curated record.